Cyclopterus lumpus (lumpfish) is the source of this 1031-nucleotide messenger RNA. It is a transcript of the gene ifi30a, whose product is annotated as IFI30 lysosomal thiol reductase. Gene Ontology annotation, cellular component: lysosome. Gene Ontology annotation, molecular function: oxidoreductase activity, acting on a sulfur group of donors, disulfide as acceptor. The transcript has 7 exons. NCBI's taxonomy places the organism in Eukaryota, Metazoa, Chordata, Actinopteri, Perciformes, Cyclopteridae. The coding region runs from base 135 to 893 and encodes 252 amino acids. The record is from RefSeq and is a predicted model, not a curated record.
CAAUCAAAAUCUAAGUAGCAUCCACGAGGAAGCGUCGGUGCCGUAUUUAAAGUGGCAUUGUAUGUUUCGGUACUAAAUUGUAAGUGACUAACGUGUGUGUAGCGUCACACUAAAGCCUCGUGCUGCAGGUGAAGAUGAAGACCCCGCUGCUGCUGGUUCUGACUGUCGUGUUAAAUGUUCAGUGCGCUCUCUCUUUAUGUCCCCAUCCGCCGUCAAAGUGGUGCUCGUCUCUGGACUCAGCUCUCCAGUGCGGGGUUUUGAAGCAGUGCCAGGAGUCUAACUUCACCAGGUCCCGUCAGACAACAGAUCACGUGGAGGUGGUGCUUUACUAUGAGAGUCUGUGUCCCGGCUGCAGAAUGUUUUUCACUGAGAUGCUCUUUCCCACCUGGCUCAUGCUGAAAGACAUCAUGUCGGUUACUCUGGUGCCCUACGGCAAUGCAAGGGAGAAACCUGAUGGACAGAAGUAUAUUUUUGAGUGCCAGCAUGGAGAACUGGAAUGUCUGGGCAACAUGAUUGAGACUUGUCUAUUGAACAUGACCGACGUUGCUUACCAGAUUAUCUACUGCAUGGAAUCUUCCUCUGAUGUCAUCAAGGCAGCCAAGAGCUGCGUGGAACUCUACAGCCCUCAGCUGAACUGGGACAGCGUCAUGAGCUGUGUAAAAGGGGACGUGGGAAACCAGCUGAUGCAUCAGAAUGCCUUGAGGACCGAAGCUCUGAAACCUCCCCACCAAUAUGUUCCCUGGGUGACCAUAAAUGGGGAGCACACAGACGACAUGCAGGACAAGGCCUUAAACUCUCUCUUCACUCUGGUCUGCAGCAUGUACAAGGGCCCCAAGAUUCCAGCCUGUGGGGGGGGGAAGAAGCUCUACAGAAGCUACUGCAACAAUGAGUGAAGGAGCAGCACUACACAUGCUUUCUCUGUUCCAGGUGUGGCCACUAAAUGAGGAAUAAUGAGUGUCAUCAAUAUUGUUUUUACUAUUUCUUAAAAGGGGAAAAAUAAAAGCCUCUAUUUAAUUUGAGUAUGAAUACAA